This is a messenger RNA of Diuraphis noxia (Russian wheat aphid), 1223 nucleotides long. Its product is annotated as enhancer of split mbeta protein-like. Gene Ontology annotation, biological process: regulation of DNA-templated transcription. Gene Ontology annotation, molecular function: DNA binding; protein dimerization activity. The record is from RefSeq and is a predicted model, not a curated record. Lineage: Eukaryota; Metazoa; Arthropoda; Insecta; Hemiptera; Aphididae.
GGGUCAUGCCGUCAUUCGAACGAUCCGUACCGAACCGUCAACACUCGCCAUCCGUCCGUCGUUCGUCUUCCACUGUUUACGUAUCGUCAUUGCGAGUUCCAAUAUAUAUUAUUAAAUUAUUAUUAUUGCUAUAUAAUAGUAAUUAUAUUAUAAUCGUCUCACCGUUGUUUGACUUGUGUCUGUGUGAAUGUGUUUAUGCACGAUAUUGCAGAUAAAAUUAUAAUAAUUAUUGACAAAAAAAAAAAAUACAUCGUUUUUUAAGUGUCGUUUCGAAUAGUGUCGUAUAUUUCAUUAUAAUAAAAUACACUAAGAUUGUUUCGACAUGCGUCCAGUCGCCGAACUUAGACCGUCAUACCGAGUGCAGAUGCAUAUGCAGAUGCAACAGCAACAGCAACAUUACCAGCAUCAGAACCAGCACCAGUCUGGAUCCGAAUACGAUGAACAACCCGUGUCCCGGACUUAUCAAUACAGAAAGGUUAUGAAACCACUAUUGGAACGAAAACGCCGCGCCCGGAUCAACCGAUGUCUGGACGAGCUCAAGGACCUGAUGGUUGUCACGCUACAGGCCGAGGGCGAGAACGUCAGCAAACUAGAGAAGGCUGACAUAUUGGAGCUGACSGUCCGGCACCUGCACAAGCUCAAGCGACACAACGCUCUCGGGCUGACCGGCGUCGACUCGGUGUACGCCGACAAGUUUCGCGCCGGUUUCGCGCACUGCGCCACCGAGGUAUCCAACUACCUGACAUCGGACGUCCGGUCACCRCCCGUCGAUCCGUCCGCCGGCGUCAAGCUCCUUCACCAUUUGGGCGCUUGCAUGCGCAAAAUCGAUGUCGACUCCAACCGUCCCGCUUCCGGUACUGUCGCCACAGCCGCCGCCGACCAGUACAGGCCAUACACGCCGCCGUCCACACCCGGAAGCGAGCUCAAAGAAGAUCCGAAUUCAGUCUGCUGGAGACCGUGGUAAACGCACUAGGUGUUCCUUAUUUUCGGGCCGAAAAGAAACAUGUCGUUAUUUCGUUUUUAAUCCUUUGAACCCUCCCCCCUCACAUCCACCAUGGCCCCAGACUAAGACUGAUGUUCGAUCCUAGGUGGAGAUAUUGUAUAUUAUUUAUAGGUAGUUAUAUUUUAUAUAGGAAUUAUUAUAAUAUUAUUGUAUUAUUGUGAUGCGUAUACGACGAUAUAGUUUGUUAUUCGCUCAUUAUAUUAUUAUUUUUUUCUCGAGA